Molecule: messenger RNA, 837 nt
Organism: Anopheles coustani
Lineage: Eukaryota; Metazoa; Arthropoda; Insecta; Diptera; Culicidae
Product: collagenase-like
Exons: 1
Coding region: 1-837 (278 amino acids)
Biological process (GO): proteolysis
Molecular function (GO): serine-type endopeptidase activity
Source: RefSeq, a predicted model, not a curated record
AUGGUAGUGAAGAUAAAGACAGCACUGUUGGUAAUUUUGUUCGGUUGCAUUCUGCCGGCAGCCGAAAUCUACGGCUACAAGUGUACGCCGACCGGAAACGUGAACGUCACGGCAAACGGUAGACCCACCUACGCUGGCCAGUUCCCGCACCAUGCGCUACUGGUGGUACAGUUCGGCGAGGAGGAAACGCGCCAUUGCAGCGGCGCUCUGGUUGACGAUCGACAUGUCGUAACCGUGGCCCAAUGCGUCCAGGGUAGCAGCUCAGUGGUGGUCCACCUCGGUGCAGACUGUCUGCUGGAGGGUGACGACAAAUUUCGACAGGUUUUUACCGCCCUCGAGUACACCGUUCACGAGGGAUUAAACAUGGAGACGUUCGUCAACGAUGUGGCCGUGGUAAGGUUCACCGACGAGCCGGUUCGCUUGCCGCCGUGGGUUUAUGCGGCGCGAUUGCCCGAAGCGGACGAGGAUCAGUACGUCGGACAGCAGGUGCUCUCGAGUGGGUACGGUUUGAUGAACUACGCGACCGAAGGGGCCGCCGAUGCGCUGCAGUUCGUGCGGCUGACCGUGCUCGACUUGGAGGCGUGCCAGGAGGAGUUCAGCUUCGUCACCGCGGAGUCGGGAACGUUCUGUGCACAGGAGGCCGAUCACGAACCGAACUGUGUCAGUGAUGUCGGCAGCCCGUUGGUGCUGAAGGAGGGUCGUCUGCAGGAGUACGUGCUGCUGGGGUUGGCCAGCUUCGGCCAGAAGUUUGCCUGCAACCAAGGCAAUCCGGGAGCGCUUCAGGAGAUGCGCGUGCAUGCCGCAUGGGUGAAGGAAGUGCUGUCGAGAGUGAAUUAA